UCUAUGGAAUAAGGGUGCCAUUCAUAACAUGGCGUUUUGGAGGGUGAAGGUUUCGAACUGUGGACUAUUGCUAUCGCAUUUGCCUCGCCGUAACAGGACAAGAUCGAGGAAAUACGCUCAGUUGUGCCUGUGCCCCUUUUCGAAUGCGGCCUGGAACCACAAGUGCCGAAAUACGGAAUGGAGGCUACAGCCCUGGAAUUGCCUACAGGCGUGCGGUAUCCACAGUUCGAGCCUGCCCAGUCCCAUCAGCGGAGAGGUAACGGUGGUGUACAAGGACGGCCUUCCCGAGAUCACGGUGCCGCUGCCCUCUCGACGGGACCGGUGCCGCUUCACGCUGCGGCCGCUGGGCAGCACAGUGGGCGACUUCAUGCGCAGCAUCUGCGUCGAGGACCGCGGCGUCGACCACGUCACUGUCACCUCCACAGAUGGCGUGCGCAUUGCAUCGACGUCCAGCAUCGAGUCUCUCCUGCGAGAGAACUUCAUCCUAACCCUCAACAACCAGGUCUACCUCGUUGAACCGCCAUCUAUAGACCGCCUGACGAGCGAGGAGACGCAGACGCUGUCCGACCUGAAGAUGCUGGUUGCGCGGCUGUACGAGAGCCUGACGGUGAGCGAGCACCAGCUGGAGCAGGAGCGCAAGCUGCUGGACCGCCUGCACAGCGUCAAGGAGCAGCUGGGCCCGCUGGAGCGCAAGAAGAGCGAGCUCAUGUCGCUCUCUCAGCGGCGCACCACGCUGCUGUCGUGGCUCGGACUGGGCCUGAUGGGCGUCCAGUUCGGCAUACUGGCCAGGCUCACCUGGUGGGAGUACUCGUGGGACAUCAUGGAGCCCGUCACCUACUUCAUCACCUACGGCACCACCAUGGCCAUGUACGCCUACUUCGUCGUCACCCGCCAGGACUACGUGCUUCCGGAAGUGCGGGACCGCCAGUUCCUGAUAUCCUUCUACAAGUUCGCCCGUCGCCAGGGCAUGGAUGUGUCUCGCUACAACGCCCUUCGCGACGAGCUCUACGAGAUCGAGGAAGAGCUGCGCCGCCUCAGGGACCCCCUGCAGAAGCACCUUCCCGUGCGCGAACUAGGCCAGCCUUGCAAGGAGGAGGACAAGCAGCAGUCCAGCUAGCUCCUUCUCGCCGCCCGAUGGACCGCUGUCUAGUUGCCUCGUCGCCUGCCUCUCUAGAGGCAUCGCCACCCACGCAUCUUCCCUUGUCUGUCCCUCCCACCCUCUUCUCUUGGUGCUCAGCCCAAGCCAAAAAAAAAAAUUGUUUUCGCCUUUAGCGAACCCAGAGAUGGACAGUGCUGACCUUACCACGAUGUUGUUUUUAAAUCCUACGCGUAACGAAAUGGCUUAAUUUCUCGGAUACUCUGCGCGGUACUAAAUAUUCGUUCUUCAGCGCCCGUGUAAGCGAGACAACUGUCCAGCGUUGGCGAGUUGGCAUUUCUCCACCAAAGUGGAGACCCUCUGUAUGGGUCCUGUCUCGACGUCAGCAGGUUCAGCUUUAAUUCGUGGGCACUUCAAGCGUGGCACCGUCCACCGCUCGUGCUUACCCAUAGAGUGUCAGGGACUUACGCGGGCGCAACUUCGCUUUUCGUAUUAACUGAUAAUUGAAAACAUCUCGUUCCCGUAUACGAUUGAGAGGAGCUUCGUUGCCAUCUGAAAACUCACUGCAACGCGGCUGUAACGUCGCGAGGUCAUCGCGCACGUUCGUGUGUGAAACCGUGUCAGAUGAAAUGUUCGUGUAAAGUUGGAAAGAAAAAGAAGGUUGUGACGGCACCUCCGUAUAAGCCCGAUAGCGUACAGGCGCCGGGAGAUAGAUGACGUAAUGUCUGCGUCAACUUUAUGCGCCACUUGUUAAGGGAAUAGACUCUUCGGCUCCUUAUGAACUCAUUCGCGCUUCAGUGCCUAAUACAACUGUCGCUCUAGCGUGCAUGUAUAGACAGCAAGUUCCGGACACUUGUGCGGUGUCAUGCCGUUGAUUCUCGGACGUCGAGCAAAGCAACACUGCAAGCACGACUUUAGUGGUUGUUCUCAGACACACUGUGGUUUCUCGUGCGCGAAGCUGUAGACUUACGGUAUGCUGUUGAUUUGCAGGGUAACAGUAUGCAGAGGGGCUCAUGUGUGUGGUACAAGCGAUAAGUGCGCGCUGUUCUCCGGCAUGACGACCAUUCUUUGGUCGAAAGAAAUGAUGUGGCAUUCGUUAGCGGCAGUUAGGGCGCUCGCGAUGCUUUCACCAGCUCACAUAUUACACUCUGUGAAUGAUGGUCUGUAGAAGCAAGCUUCUGUUUCCUGAUGUCAGCUCCCCGUUGCCCCCUUGAGGCGCGGUGCUUGAGGUAACGCUGUGUUUUCAAACGCUAGCAGCGCUCCUAAGAGUCUGCAGAGCAUUGAGCUGUCGGUAGCAUACAAGGUCCUUCUGUUGUUGUUUUUUUUUCUCCUUUUCUCGCAGUUAUAACGAAGGCAGCGAGCUUGAGUCAACAACUUCCCGAGCAUAUUGUCGGGAGGGUGUCCUUAAAGACAGGUCCCGAGUGCGAACGAGGCCUGUGCAUUCGUUCCAAAACGCCACAUCUGCGUGUUGGAUGGCUUUGCCCGCGGGCGAUUGUCAACUACAAAUCCAACAAGAACACCCCCCCCCCCCCCAAAAAAAAAAAAAAAAGCGACGUCGAAACCCGACACACUGCCGCACUGCUAUGUCGAAAAGAAGUCAAGCCCGCACUGACUGACGUAUAUUUCUAGAAAGAGUCGCGCGUGUUGUUUGGCUCCUGCUGAAUCACUACUGUACUGAAGUGCCGCGACAAGUACUUGACAACGUCGCUAGCGAUCCUGCGGUUCGGGCGCGCAAUGAUUUUGUGCGUGUGCGUGGUUUCUAGCUGAAGUGAUGAUGUCUUAUGCUGGUGCCGUUGCCUCUACAGCAUCUCCGUAUCUAUAUAUGCACGUGUGUAACUCUCGGAUACUCGUACUUAAACAAGAAACCGAAGCCCAGAGUGAGAGCACAAAACUGUGCCGCUAUACAGGAUGUUUUAUUUACACAAUACAGAUUCUUUAUAAAAAUUUUAUGACGGUCAGGCUCCUGUCGUUUUCACACAUGAAGUCGAUGUCGAGGCGGAAAUACUUUCCCGCAGCUAAAAUGACGUUGACGCGACUAAUUAACAAAAACUCGUUAAUUAGCUUUUUUAAAUUAUUGACUUGAGUGCAGUGGUUUAUAGCAGGAAGUUGUAGUGCAUGAUGAUUUAUGGCAUGCCCAUUUUUUAGAAAUCACAAAAGUUGCACGUAGUUCGAGAUGUUCAUCAUCGAAUUUCUAGGGCGAAAUCGAAACUGAUUGCGCCCGGCGUGCACAAAGUGCGGCGGAACACCGGAACGACACGUGACAAAGAAGUGACGAAAUUUGAAUGAAGGCGCGCCGAAGCAGAAUCUGUUCAGAAAAAUCGGCAAGCAUUCUGAAAUACACAAGUAGACGGCGUAAUCUUUGCGUGCGAUGGGUGGUGCUUAUUUGUUUAGUUCUUAAAAUAUAGAGAGGCACGAAAAAUCAUUUCGCGUGCCUGCAAGAAGAAGCGCCGCAGUGGCUGCCCCCGAGUUUUAUGCUUCCCAGACGAAGAAAAGAUUGAUACUGCAAUUUUCCUGUGCACAGUUCGAAAGAAACGGAUAAGCACCAAGCACUACUAGCAGAAGUAAGGCGAUGCGCGGGCACAAGUGAGAUGACUUUUGCAGCUAAUCACGAAAACAUACUGCCGCGGUGCCAUUCAGAUUCGUCGCUCCCUUGUGACUGGUAGUUCCGGUCUGACGUAGCAGAACGGUCGCACUUCGUGCGCGCCUUGCGCGAUCAGUUUCGAUUUCGCCCUUGAAAUUCGAUGAAUAUCUCGAGCUACGUGCAACUUUCGUGAUUUCUAAAAAAAUGGGUAUGCCAUAAAUUGGCACGCACUACAACCUUGUAAUACAAACACCUGCCAUCAAGUCACCAAAUAAAACGUUAAUUAAAGAGUUUUCGUUAAUUAGUCGCAACAGUGUCAUUUUAACUGCGGCAAAGUAUUUCCGUCUCGACGUAGAGUUCGUGUGCGAAAACGACAGGUGCCUUACUGUCGUAGGAUUUUUGUAAAAAAUCUGUAUUGUCUAAAAAAAAAAAACACCCUCUAUAAUGCUGUCCGAGCGUAUAUAUAGGAUACGAUCCGUGUAUACUUGUCUGUAACUAACGGAUGAAUGGAAGACGCGUGACACGUGACACAGCUACAGUUAACCGAACAACACUGAAACGCGCUGACGAGUGCAUCGCCCCAAGUCAUGUUGACAGGAGGCGAAAAAAAAAAAAAAUCUACACGGGGAUGGAUGAACUUGAGAUUGCACCGCCCUCGCACUUACUCGUGCUAGCAUUCUAAUCAAUUAAAGUGUUUGCUUUUAUAAUCACAAGUACGACGUUGACGGAUAUGUCGUUUACUUAUUUUUCGUCGCAUGCAGCGUCGAGCGUCUUCAUAUGCAUACUGUUAAAGCGCUUGGGGGACGCUUUUUAUUGCCACGUUCUUUUCGUGUGCGUGUUCUCGGGCUGUUCGCAGCCUGAAAACGAAGUGAUCACUGCCUUGAGAGUGUGGGUCGAAAGGCUCGAAUUUUGCCAUUCUUUCGACUGAAGUGUGAUUUGACAUUGUUCCAGGGAUGAUGGGUGGGUGGGGGUGAGGGAUAAAAUCCUACAAGCUCUACUUUUACACCACGGCGCUGGCUUUUGUGAUUUCCAGAGUGAAUGGAUUAGGGUAAGAAGUCGCUGUCAAUAAUUCCGAGUUCAUAACGAAAAGCGACGUUUUCCUUUCUCCCCUUUUCUUACUGUUUUUUUUUUUUUGUAUCAACAACGAAUAUCUGAAACAUUCUUUUAAAAAACUGUCCCAUGAGUUUACACGCAUGAAGGCACAUACGUAUAUGCAAUAGCGCUCUGCACGAGGAUUGUCUUUGGCCUUCCAACAUACUUUUUCUCUCGACGUUCACAACACUAAACCCCGUUUCCUUGCAAAUGAUGCAUUGCAACUGACCUCUACCCUCUGAUUCAAGCUACCUGCAUAUAUCUCUCAGUGCGCAGCAGAAGUGUUUUCUCUUGCGUAUUUAUUUAUUUACUUUUUUUUUUUGUCGCGGAGGCCAUGGUUGCGCGGCAACGCAGGAUUCGACUAUAAGGCAAACUUACACGGAGGCCUCGCUCGGUUCAUACAGGUUAUGUGUAUUGUUUGAUCUUACUGAUUGCCUGCAUUAACGCGAAUUUUCCAAACUGUGAUCCUUAGAAAGCGGUGUUGUUGCUUCAAAUGGAAGCGUAGGUUCAGUUUACUUCUUUUUUUUAAUUCGCGGUCAUGAAAGGACGUGUAUUAAAACCGUCAAUUCGCGUGCCUGAAUUCGCGUUAACGCCUUAUUUUUCCUUUCUGUUAUUUAUUGAUUUUUAAACCCUGGCCCGUGCCAAGAAUGUGAAAGAUGAUUUAGUCUGGUCCAGCCACCGAGGGACAGAGUGUUAGCUCGAGUUUCAUAGAAACUGGAGUUUUCAUUUUGCUUUGUCUUUUUUUUUUGUGACGCGCGUCCGGCGGUGUUUUUUGGUACUAAAGAUUAAAGUAUAGCUUGCACAUUAAAUUAAAUUACGCUUUCGUCAAAAAAAGAAACUGUUGCCCUGAGAGGAGGCGUAUGCCACGCCGUAAAGGGAGUCAGAAAACGAGACAGGUGGCCAACACCACCGUGAAGUUUUCGCAACAGCCAGACGUGACGUCAUGCGUUUUGACUGCGCUUUCUCGAGCUUAGUUCACUAUCUGUUUGCUGGUAACAUAACAAAUGCGCUACGUUCAAAUGGAGCGAGGGAGUGAACGUGGAAGGUUCUCAAAUGUUUUGCUGCGCCACAGUGGCUCGACUAGGGGAAUUGAAACUCGUGACGUAUCACUGGUGUAUCUGCACUCCGGUUUCAGCGUUAAAUUUUUAAAAAUGGAAGCCUGGCCUUCGUUUUGCAAAAAUAAACCUAGUUCUGUCCGCAAGACUAACGAACGCAAGUUUUCAAUUUAAAAAAGUGAUGUGAUGUUUACUUUUCUUGCAGAAGCUGUGAUUCUCGUAAGUGCUAACAAGCUUGAGUUUGCCCUCCGUUCCGUUGUAUAGGCUGACUUUCCUACGUUUGAUUCCUGGUUAGUUUCACGUUUUGUAUUGCCCCAUUGGCUCGCUAGUUCAGCUUUUAUUCCGUACGGAAGCGUUUGGUCAACUUUAUCUUAGUGUCUUCUUUCAUUGCGAGUCAAUGUUGGCUGGAUUGUUUUAUUUGUUUAUGCUAGGAGGCACAAUAGGUUUUUAAAUACGUACGUUGCUGGCUUGCUGAGUAUUGAACUUCUGGAUUAUCCUUGUGGCAAUUAUCCAUAAUCACCACAAGGCUAAUCCAGUGUAGUUCAGUACUCAGCAAUCCACCAACGUAUUUAUUAAAAAUAAAAAAAAAAAACAUUUGAAACAGCGUUGCCGGUUUAUACUGAACUUCGUCAUGCAUAGCGUUUCAAACAAAAAAGAAAGCAAAAAAGAAAGUCGAUUAGGCUGUCACAGUAGCUGCCGAAUUAUAUCGUAGCCAAACUGCAUGCCAUGAAUCAGCAGUUACGAAGCCUUUUUUCCCCCUUCGCCUCAUUUCAAGCGGGCGCCGUAAAAACAUUUCGUUCACUAUCGUGAUAACCUCCUGUGAAGUCCCUACUACUGUAUAACACUGUCUGCGACGUUGGACGGAAGGUGUCCCUGAGAAAGGAGUGUUUCGUUUUGAGAGGCAAGCACAGUAGCGAGAAAGAAACGAGACGAGUACACAGAACUCCGCGGCUUUCUUUCGCGCUUCUGCGUGUUCCUCUCCAGUCACGAACCAGCUCGACUAGGAAAAAGUUUGUUUUUUAUUUUUUUUCUGAGCGUUUCGCUUGCCAGCGAGAUCGUUAAACUGGGGAGUCUGCAUGCAUGCGCCGAGGACGGCAGAGUGAUACCAACGUGAUACGCACAAAUUCUCGAGCUUGAGCGGCCCAAGUAUGAGCUGCGCUUCGACCAACACCUCGCAGAUGAGGAAUGGAAGCACACGUGAUCUGACUCUGACGUCAUCUGGAAAGGCCGCCGACGUCAUUAGACACUUGAAAAGUGUGCGUGGGCUUUCUGAUAUCUGAAGAGCUGUUGUUUCGACGCAGACCCGGGGUGGGUGCCGUUCUGGACACUGCGGAAUUCGGCAAUGGCGGCGUCUUAAAAGCCAAUCGGAGAAUCCGAGAUGGCGAAUUCGACAACACGGCGGAAUUCAACGGUGUCCAGAAUGAUGCCCUCUCUGUGACAGUCUUUCUGUAGCUGAGCUUUGCUCACAAUUGCACCCACUUCUCGGAAAUACAGGUUUCUCUGAUAGUGUACCGCUGAUGCUUUUACUGCGCGCCACGGUGCUGCGCCGGGCGUUUUAACUUCCUCACGCGCAGUCUAUUAUAGCUUCGCAUGUUUGAGGACGCGGUAUAUGAUAUGAGAGAGGGCAUUCUCAGGAGAGCUGCUGAAGCGACUCCUUUCAAGCGCAUGUGCGCAAUAUCAUGCGAGAAAAGACUCCUAAUACGAGCAUAGCCCUCGAUUCAGCUAGCCUUCGCCGAAACCGUGUAUAGGCCGCGAGGACAGUGAACACACGAACAAGUUUUUUUUCUUUUUUUUUUUUUGUACGAACUGCUAUCUCGGGGCAGCUGUUAUUGCGACGACUGCUUCACACGCGAUCCACGUGCCAAAAAAAGAAAACGGUGGAACUUGUCCGUCGGCGGUCCAAUAUUUAUUUCUUAUUCCGAGCAAUAUUUCGCAGGCGCACUCGCUACUGCUUCGCUCAGGGUGGAGUUUGCAAGGACGUCUGUGUGAGUCUCCUCCUCACAUAGACGGGGAGGGGGGGGGGGGGGCAGGAUGUUUCGAAAGCCGUGUCGGACAAGCCGCGGGGGUCAGUCUAGUCACGAGUUGUCCUUUGACCCUUCCACCUAAUAAACACUGUCCUCUUCCUUUGACUUUUUGAGGGAGCUUUCCGCGCGCUUCCGUUGUAUGCCUUCACCAUUUUCUCACUCGCGACCAAUACGGUCGAAACAUUCAGAGUUCCAAGCGAACAGCUGUUGGAGGCACCAAUGUACAUUUCUCAUGACACUGUCUAGUUCCUGGUUGAGUAAAACUGUUUGGCGACUGCUUUCGCCUUUUCUUUCUUUUAUCUUCUGGCACACGCCUUUGGUGCAUUACCGUGGUAUACGUAUUUGGUUUCGUUGCAGGAAAUAAAUAAAAUCGCUGAGAGAUUCUUUCUUUUAUUCGUUUUUCUUUGUAACCUCCGGGUGCAGGGAAUGGCCGGGGUUCUGGUGUUUUGUUCUGGAUUUGACAAUUGGUCAUUGCUGUUCUUUUUUAUGUUUUGUUGAUAUUUAAGUACCUUUAACAACCCUUGUUUCCGUUAUUUUUAAAGCGUUUUUGGCACUAACGGGUGACUCUGCAGUAAGGUGAGGUAAAAGAGAAGCGCGAAGAGGGGAGUGGAGUGAACUGUACUCGCGCGAAUCUUCGUGCCGCGGCUCUGUACUUAUACACAUGCAAGAAACAAGGAUGCGAGUUUGCAGAGUACUUAAAACAAGACUUGUAUAUGACUUUCACCACGAUUGCAGGAAGACGUUGCAUCUUUGAUAAAGCUAUAUUACAUACUAUACGGGCAGCACAACAGGCAACGCGCUCGCGUACGAUGAGCGUCUCCUUCUUCCUUUUUAACCUUAUCCUUUCACGCCUAUGCCGACUCUCUUUCCAAUGUACGCUACGUACACAGUAUAGCUGAAUUUUCACUCCUAUUAAUAAGAAAUGAGAAAAAAAAAUAACAUAGCUGCUCUGUCGUGAGGAAAGGUCCAGUUAUACAUACUAUAGCAAAUGACAUAUAACCGUUUUCUACAAAAGACGAAGGAAAACUUUUGAAAAAAAAGUCUCAAAUUGCCCGCGCUUACGGGGAUGGUGUUCUCCCUGCAUUCGCUGGCGUGCAUGACGCGUCCUUCCUCUAGAGGGCGCGCUUGUUUUUACAUUUCAUGUAAAUAUAUAGUAUAGUAUGCGCAGCAGUGGUGUGCUCCAUACAACUGACGAGGCUGAUCUAUCAAUCUAUACUUCUCUGGUGAAUUGCUGGUGAUUAUACUAUAAAGUGCACGCAAACGUCUGUCUCUGAAUUUCGAUAGACUUUUUUUCUUCUUCCGUCGUGUAAUGUGCGAUGCUGAAGAAGCGCCUUGUCCUUUAUCUGAAAUUGGCGAAAACCGCUCGUUUGCCUGUCCUUUUCUCUCGCAUGCAUUUUUUUUCUCGUGUCGCCAUUUCCCUGCUUCCUGCGCAAGUGGUCGUCCACCACCGCUGAUGAUGAUGUCUCGUUUGGGUCUCCAUGGCUUCGCAAGCCGCUACGUUUUCGGCGCUUUGCAUAGGUGUAUGCAUAUCGUUGCGGUAAUAAACUGAAACGACUACGCACGCUUUCCGAUACAGAACACUGCGUAUAUGCAUUGGGCAUUUGACGGAGCCGUCAUUGGGAGACUUCCACUUGACCAGGAUGAUUGGGGGUACCAUUCUGCACCUUGCAAGAAACGUUAAACAAUUCGUCUUUCUGUAAGCUCACGCAAGAUAUUUCUUUAUUUCGUUCCUUCUUUCUAUAGUAUUUUGUGAGCGUGUGCUCUGGACCCCAUAUAGUAUGUACCAUACGUUUGUAGCUGGAGCUUUGGUGCUCUGUAUUACGCCCGCAGAGUUGACGCUGUGCGGCGGUGUUUUGUUAAGCCCUGUCACGGACGGGGCGCACUUGUUGUACGACAUAAAAAGAGCUUAUACGAGACUCUCUCCUUCGACACUUGUAGUGCUGCAGUACAGAAUAUCUUGUUGCGGUGCAUUUUUUCUCCUUGCUGCCCACGUUUGUUUGUUUGUUCAUGUUUUUCCUUUUUCGAUGAUGAAAGCAAAAAUAAAAAGGAUUGAAUACCUAC
This is a messenger RNA of Rhipicephalus sanguineus (brown dog tick), 9909 nucleotides long. RefSeq names its product calcium uniporter protein, mitochondrial (gene MCU). The transcript is spliced from 7 exons. Lineage: Eukaryota; Metazoa; Arthropoda; Arachnida; Ixodida; Ixodidae. Gene Ontology annotation, biological process: mitochondrial calcium ion homeostasis; calcium import into the mitochondrion. The record is from RefSeq and is a predicted model, not a curated record. The coding region runs from base 29 to 1117 and encodes 362 amino acids. Gene Ontology annotation, molecular function: calcium channel activity; uniporter activity. Gene Ontology annotation, cellular component: uniplex complex; mitochondrial inner membrane.